AUGGCGGCCCCCUGCGCACCAACAAACGCUCUGUUGCGGACCCUAGGGCGAGCAUUGAGAGAACAACAGCUGAGACCUUCAAACACAGCCAUACGGUAUCGACAUCGUGUACGAUCAGUGGCUACCUUUACUCAUCCUCGACAUGCUCAAGCCAUUUCUGUCCUCCCUACUGCUGUAGACAAGUCUAGUCAUGAUUUCAAAGACAACUCAGCCCAGCUAAGCGAGAUCAUGUCCAAAUACUCAGACCUGCAUCUGAAGGUUCAGCAAGGUGGCUCCAAAAAAGCAAGAGACAAGCAUGUGGAAAGAGGCAAGAUGCUGGCAAGAGAUCGGGUCACGGCCCUCAUAGACCCAGGAAGUCAGUUCAUGGAACUUUCUCCUUUGGCUGCACACGAAAUGUAUGAGGACGACAUAGCAGCCGCUGGUAUCAUUACCGGUAUUGGGACUGUCGAAGGCGUUACGUGCAUGAUCGUGGCAAACGAUGCCACCGUCAAAGGAGGGACAUAUUACCCCAUGACAAUCAAGAAGCAUCUGCGAGCUCAGGAGAUUGCUCAACAGAACAGAUUGCCCUGCAUAUACCUGGUGGACUCGGGUGGUGCGAAUUUGCCAAACCAAAAGGACGUCUUUCCAGACAGAGAUCACUUUGGUCGCAUUUUCUUCAACCAGGCCAGGAUGAGUAGCCAGGGCAUUCCGCAAAUCGCUGUCGUUAUGGGCCCUUGCACUGCUGGAGGAGCAUAUGUCCCUGCAAUGUGUGAUGAGUCGAUCAUCGUGCAAAAACAGGGAACCAUCUUCCUUGCUGGGCCACCACUAGUCAAAGCUGCGACAGGAGAAGUGGUGUCUGCGGAAGAUCUCGGUGGUGGAGAACUGCACAGUUCCAUCUCUGGCGUUACCGACUACCUUGCCGUGGACGAUGCACAUGCUCUUGUCCUGGCUAGAAGGUCUGUAGCCAACUUGAAUUAUCCUGCAGAACAGCCCGCUCCAUUCGAAGUCAAGGAACCCCUUUAUGACCCAGAUGAGCUAGCCGGUAUCGUUGGCACCAACCUUCGCAAGCAAAUUCCCAUGCACGAGAUCAUUGCCCGCAUCGUCGAUGGUAGCGAGUUCGCCGAGUUCAAGAAAGAUUAUGGUACAACUCUGCUGACUGGCUUCGCCAAAAUAUACGGCCACCGUGUCGGAAUCAUCGCCAACAACGGCAUUCUUUUCUCCGAAUCCUCUCUCAAGGGCGCACACUUCAUUGAGCUAUGCUGCCAGCGCAACAUCCCCUUAGUGUUCCUGCAAAACAUCUCAGGUUUCAUGGUAGGCGCUGACGCGGAGAAAGGUGGCAUCGCCAAGAACGGCGCGAAACUUGUCACUGCCGUUGCCUGCGCUAAUGUCCCCAAGUUCACCGUGGUCGUUGGAUCGUCUGCAGGUGCGGGCAAUUAUGGUAUGUGUGGACGCGCCUACUCGCCACGCUUCCUAUGGAUGUGGCCCAACGCCAAGAUAGGCGUGAUGGGCGCUGAUCAAUUGACCGCCGUUAUGGAGACCGUGGGCAAGUCGGUUGAUCCCGAGCUGAGAGAUCGCAUUGAGCGUGAGAGCGAUGCAGCGUUCUCGUCUGCGCGGCUGUGGGACGAUGGAAUCAUUCCACCGGCGCAGACGAGGCACAUGCUCGGCCUCGGCCUCAAGGCUGCGUUGGGCGGCAGCUCCGAGGAGGCGAGCACCAAGUUUGGUGUAUUCAGAAUGUAG
Molecule: messenger RNA, 1716 nt
Organism: Exophiala bonariae
Lineage: Eukaryota; Fungi; Ascomycota; Eurotiomycetes; Chaetothyriales; Herpotrichiellaceae
Gene: MCCC2
Product: Methylcrotonoyl-CoA carboxylase beta chain, mitochondrial
Exons: 1
Coding region: 1-1716 (571 amino acids)
Biological process (GO): L-leucine catabolic process
Cellular component (GO): methylcrotonoyl-CoA carboxylase complex; mitochondrion
Molecular function (GO): methylcrotonoyl-CoA carboxylase activity
Source: RefSeq, a predicted model, not a curated record